Messenger RNA from Coccomyxa subellipsoidea C-169, 2511 nucleotides. RefSeq lists its product as hypothetical. Bases 1 to 2511 code for a protein of 836 amino acids. The transcript has 13 exons. The record is from RefSeq and is a predicted model, not a curated record. Lineage: Eukaryota; Viridiplantae; Chlorophyta; Trebouxiophyceae; Coccomyxaceae.
AUGUCUGAUGAGGAGCUGCUGCGCUGGGGCUGGGUAGCAUCAGAAGACAUUGACAAGAAGACUGUGCGCAGAGAGCCUCUCAUGGUCAUUCUGUACGGCCUGGGUUACUAUGCAAGAGAUGCCCUGGCCGCGUUGAACCAGAUAUUGCAGGACAGCAACUUCAAACAGUCCAUCCAGGAAAUGAUGCCAGAAGAGGUGUGGGACAGCUCAGUCCCGCUGGCAAUUGCAAUGGCGGCUGAGCGCAAGAAGGGCGACCAGUCUGAGUUCUGGCCCCACCUGCGCCUGCUGCCUGCAGAGCCACAAGCGCUCUGGCUCAAGACCCCAGCAGAACAAUCUGCCAUCUAUGACGACCUGGGGUCUGUCUUUGAUUGGUGUAUUGAUAUGCCAUUCGUCGUUUCAAAGAGGCCCUACAAGCUGACAUGGGAUGAGGAAAGGAUCCUUGAAGACAAGUUAAACGCUCUGGCCGAGACCGACCCUGGACAUCCCCUCAUUGUAAAGUACUGGCUGCCCGAGAAGAUGAAGCGGGAGUGCUUUCGAGGUGAGUGGCCCGAUGAUCUGUCCGAUGAGGACCUGCUGCGGAGCUGGAUCACUGACAAUGGAGGCUAUGUGCACCCUGACCUGCACCUGACACAGUCUCCCAACUGCCAGGGAAGGGGUUGGGUGGCUGGGAAGCUGAUUGACUUGGAGACUGUCUCCACUGAGCCGCUCAUAGUCAUCCCUUUGGGGCUGCGGCUGCAGGCAGCAGACGCUGUUGUAAUGCUGCAGCAGGUGAUGGUUGAUGUCGGCUGGAAAGGGAGACUGGAGGACGUGCCCAAUGCCAAGUACUACCUUGAAGGAGAGAUCCCUCUUGCGGUCUGCCUUGCUCAUGAGCGCAAGAAAGGAAGGCAGUCACCCUUCUACCCCUUCAUGAACCUCCUGCCCAAGACGGCCCCAUCCUUAUGGCUCAAGAGCAAGGCAACCGCCAGGCAGCACCUGGCAACUCUGGGCCUUACACCCAGUCAGAUGGCGAUCGUUCAUGGGCAGAUAUUUGAGGUUGACAAGAAGGAGUACGUGCCAGCAAUCCGGCAAUUCUUGGCCUCCACUCCUUUUGGUGCGGCUCUGGGAGUGACUGAGGCUGAUGUCCAGUGGGGACUGUCCCAGGGCAGCUGGCCCAAGGAUGUGUCAGAUGAGAACCUGCUGCGAUCCUGGAUCACUGACAACGGAGGCUAUGUGCACGCUGACCUGCACCCGACACAGUCUCCCACCAGGGCAGGGGACGAGCUGCUGGUUGUCUACCCCCCAGGAAUCCGGCGGGCUCCACAUCCGAGCGUGAGAUUGAGGACUGCAUCGUUUACUUUGGAUGCGCCUUGGAGCCUUGCUGAAAAGGAGCCGCCUUUCGCGACGAUGGCGUACAGUGUGAUCGGAGAGAAGAUAGAGGCAGAGGGCCGCCUUUCAGCUACAGGGAUCCGGCAGAUGCAACCCCUGGAGUGCAUCAACCCGAGAUGCCCCAAGGAUCCGGCCUAUGACACCAAGCAGAUGCACGGCAGUGGGUUGCAAUGCCCCCUACUGCAGCCGCGCAUGCCAGAAGACAGAGAGGAGGAGGAAGAGCCCAACGCUGUGCACGCUCUCCCCAUUGAGCUCUGGGAGAAGAUUGCUGGCAUGAUGCAGACCGAGGAAUGGGCACGCUGUAGUGGCACAUGCAGGGCCACAUGGUCGGUUCAAUUGAAGCGCAUCAGAGUGCAAGAACGGCCACUCGUGGCCAUGCUCCGGCCUGGGUCAGUCCUGCGGUGGGUGGUGCGCCACUGGCAAGCAGCCCAGACGAUCAGCAUGGAUGUCAGGCACAGUGAUCCGAUGCCAGAACUAGCAGCCGAUCAGCAUCACAGCACCAUGCUGCCGGUCAGGGAGCUUAACCUGCGCCUUCACAACCACAGCAAAACAUGGAGCACAUGGAUACAAGCCGUGCUGUCACACGCUCCGCAGCUGGACUACUUGUCACUAACCAUCACAGAGUGCCCGCUGCUCCCAGCAAUGCCGCAGCUGCAGCAUUUGCUUUUGUCAGCCAGGUACAGAAACGAGCAGCAGUGGCGGUCGCUGGAGCAGCUGACAGCCCUGCGCACGCUCCAACUAAACACCCCGAUCCACUUUGGCAUCCAAGAGGAUGUGGUUGUCCUCCCUGCAGCCGUCCAGCAACUCUCCCUGACUGGGAUCCUGCCACUGGCAGUGCAGCUGAGCGCAACGGCUGCCAGACAGCCUGUCUUCCACAUAGAUGCCACUGCGAUCGAAAUUCGGGAAACUGCCGCCCGCUGGCCCAUGAAUGUUCGCAGCCGCAUCAAGAGCGUUGGCAUCCGAGCAGAAGCGUAUGAGCUUGAGCAGGCGGUGAAUGCCCCAAUUUGGAACGGGCUGCCAGCACUGCUCCAGCUUCAGAUUAGCCCACCAGCUCACAUCGGAAUCUCGCUGCACUUCUGGCAGCCAGUCCACUUCCAUCAGCUGACUACUCUUGUCGUUGUGGUGAGCACAAUCUUUUCUCUGUGA